GGGUGUUUGUCAGUGUGCUUCCCAAGCAGCUGGAUUCCAAACUCGGUCCUAGCGAGUUGUGUGUGCCGCGCUGCGAUUCCUGUGUACCCGAGGCUAGCUACCAAAAGACUUCAGACCCGUGUUCGGCCAUGCUUCGGAUGCUCGGACGAAUCGACGAUGCUUCGUUCAUUCAGCUACAGCUACUACUAGCUAUCAACAGAGAACGAAUAUCACGUCGGAUUCGUCCGUCAGUGAAGGCAUCCGCUCGCUGUCCUGAAUUGUCUUGCUGUGCUCCCAGGAAAAACUGUGCGGAAUGUGGCUCGCCACGGUGCCAGGGCUCGGAGUUGGGAAAGGAGCACACCCUGACCUUGCGUGAGAGAAGUCGGCACAAAGAGCUGUGGAAAAAAGCAACCUUACGCUUAGCCCUUAUCUUCCUGCGCAACUCGCAUCAUGUUGCAGACUGGUGGUGGUGAUGCCAAAUCACCUGUUUCACCCGGACCCUGUCCGAUUCCUGAAGUGUCCCGCUGGCUACUUACGAAUGUCCACCUACACGAAAAGGAUGUCCUUGAGCGGAGAGCGGCGUACAGCAUGAUUGCGGCAACAUGGAGAUUGGAAAGUGUGUCGGUGAAAAUUGCGGCUGAAAACGCCGAUCUGGCCAGUCGUCCUUUGGAUGAUCCGGCAACGAGAAAGCAGCUUGUCAUGGCCGUCGCUUCCGAGGCGGCCUUCUUGUCCUCCUUGCGCCAUGAUCGAAUCGUUCAUUUGUACGGGGUGAUGCAACAUCCUAAGAGCGGUUUGCCGUGCUUAGUGCUAGAAAGACUGUAUGAGAGUGUGGAACAAAGACGUCGCAGAGGCGCAGCAGUGAUGACGCUGAAAGACAUAGUGGACGUGAGCAUGAACAUCUGUGAUGCACUGUACUACCUGCAUCACGAGUUCAAACCUGCCGUUGCACACAGGGACUUGUCUUCAAAGACCGUACUACUGACUGGCACGGGUCAGGCAAAGCUUGGUGGACUCUCUUCGGCACGUGCUCUUGCCGGCAAGCAACCAGCGACCAAACUGCCAGGCGCUGAUGAGUACAUGCCCCCGGAGACAGCUCUCGGUGAUAUGCCGGUGUAUAGCACAAAGAUUGAUAACUUUUCCAUCGGUGUGUUGAUGAUAGAGUUGGUGGUGAACAAGCCUCCGACACCGAAGGGAAGGUUUAUCAGCAAGGCCCGAGGCGUCGCCAUUGUGCCGGAAAUCAAGCGGCGAGCCGAAGAGCUAGCCAUGGUGAAAGAUACACAGCCGCGUAUGCUGCCCGUUAUUCAACUGUGUUUGCAGGAGGAAAAGAGAAGACCAAACUCUAUUGAGCUGGACGCGGCCUUGAAGAACGUCCAGUCCACCAUUGAUUACCUGGAGUCCAGGUUCACGUUGUGCGAGUCAACCUCACCACCGGCGUACGACUGCGCUGCUGGUCCAUCUCGUGUCGAGGGCUCCAAAAGUCCACCGAAGCCACAGCGAAGUUUUCCAAUGCUGCUCAGGCCGCGACCUGUUGCCUUGGAGAAGCCGUCACCGCGCACCUCCAAUUCUUCCCUCACGGCUUCAACGACUGACGAAAUCACCUACGACGCACCCUGCGAUACCCUGGGAGACGGCGAUGGCUACUCCAAGAUCGACAACUUGGCCAACGUUGACAAAGGCUAUUCAAAGAUUGAUGGCCUGGCUUUGACAAUUGACGGUACCGUACGAAACUGUGUCAGUCCGGAUGACGAUAGCCCAAGUGAAUGGGACUCAGAAUCACCGACCUAUGACUCAGUGGAUGAAACAGACCUGGACAAGAUAGUCGGUAGGAGGCGUUCCAGGCGAGGAAGGGGCGGCGCGAAUACAAGCCAGCAGCCAGUGGAAAGCACUAGCGUGGAUGAGCUUGCGUACGAAGAUGGAUACCGGGUGCCGGCAGAUUGCAAGUUGGAUGGAUACUUUCCGACUCCUGAUGAUUCUGAUCAUGUCUACCAGGACGUGGCGGUAGAACACACUAGUAAUCCAAAGAAGAACAAGCCGAGAGCCAAGAAGCCAGUAGGAACCUCAAUAAGCAAUCCGACCUAUGCCAACAAUGCUGCCGUGUCCAAACACAAGUAUGAAGAGAUACCCAAUGUGUCAGAUCUGAUGAUCAAAUCAAGCGACGGAGCAAUCUCAGCUCCCCUUCCUCCUUUGGCCAUGAAGUUCCAUAGUCAACUGCAGCCCAAUGACCAGUCGCCUGGCAAGAAGGAAGCCAAAGCAGCGCAAAUCCCUGAUACCAGCACCAUUCCGUCGUCAGCCAGCACCAAUCGCUACGUGACUGCCCCAUGGACACAGCAAAUAGCGGCGCAUAGCUUCACAGCCAGCAAGCCCGAGCAAGCGAAAUCCUCGCCUUCAGGAAUUCGUCGAGCAUCAGAUGGUGACAGCAAUCACCACCACCAUCCUCCCCACCAUCAACACCAUCACCAGCAGGGACCUCCUUUACCUGGUGGGGAGACUAAUGUCACUUCAAGGCAUGUCUCGUUCGACGUGAAUGCAGUCAGCACAGAUUAUGAAACUCCAGAGGCUGAGCUAUUGGAGAAGAAACCAGUUCCACCGCGACCAGCUAAGACCCGUUCCAACCCAGAUUUGUCCACAUCAGCACCCCGCCGCCCACCCUCUACCGAAUCUCCAAAACGUGUUCCAAAACGCCCAGUGAGAACCGUACCUACCAGUCCACCAUCACAAGCUGAACCAAACUCCGAUGACGAUUAUGAACACCCCGGAACACCUGGCAUGUCACUCGUGUCGAUGGACGGAUCUCCUAUCCCAGGCAGUGUCAUUCAUGGUAUGUCUUGUGAUGACCUACCACCACCGCCGACCUCUCCACCCAUGCUACAGCCAGGCCUCAAGUCUCCGUCACGCAGUCAUAGUGCUCUCAUGACACUACCGCCCGUGGCUGAGCAACAAGGCAGCCAUGGCAGCCAUGGCAACCAUGUAAACCACGGUAGCCAUGGCAGCUCACACAGCCAUGGCACAGUCACUGGUCAUGGUGCUCAUAGUCAUGGAGUGGCGCAUCAUCAUGCUCGACCAUCGGCUGUACCACCACAAGUGCGGAGUCCGCCGACGCGACGCUACUCCAGUGAUGAUGUCAUCAAGUCCAGCCCUGCAAAUCACCAUGAGUCACAUAGAGCAGCCACUGACAGCGGCGACUGGUUCCACGGGCCAUUGUCGCGAGAAGAGGCCGAGGAAAAGUUACGGACUACAGCUGUUGGCUGCUUCCUUGUACGCAGCGGCCGCACUCAUGCUGGCUUCACAAUAUCAUGGAGGUCAGCGCAGGCUGGCAAGGCAGUCAAGCAUGUGAUUGUUGAUCAGCCGCGGCCUGGCGUAUUUCAGCUAAGACACUCUCUGACUGUGUACUCGUCCAUGGAAGACUUGAUAAGGCAUCACAGAAUGGAGCCGCUCACCAAUGUUGUCAGUGAUGUUCUUGGAGCGGGGGUCAGCCCGUAACACAACUACAUGUACAUGUACGUUCUCUUGCUCUCUUUUCGUCUUGCCAUCAACUCCAGAACACAUGCAUGUGCAUGUCCUGUGUUAUGUUGGUCAAUAUCUACGGAAUGCCGUAUCUUUUUUACUCUCAAGUUCCCCUUGUGCACGGUGCCUGCUUUGGUUCUUUUGGUUUUCUUUGACAUUGGUCCUGCACAGGGCAGUGCAGAUAGCGUAUACCGUUUCAGUAUGAUGGUGAUAAUACAGAUACAGAUAAUACGCACGCGUGUGCCAAGUAUGCCCCAUGAAGUUAUAUGGAACUGGGAAGGAUUCUCUUUCUAUUCAGUUUAUACAUGGAGGAUGUAAAUUCAUAGCUUUGUACAAUGUUUCGCACUCGACUGAGUGUAUCAACCGGUGAAGCUGUCCUGCGUUUCACAGUACCUGCGUCUCCAAGGUGAUACUUCUGCACACACACCGUCCUCUGCCGCCUUAUAAUUUUCAACUCCUUGAUUUACGCUGAGUAAGGAUGAAAUAUCAUGGUUGUAUCGUCCAUACUGCUUGGCAUCCUGAUGCUGUCACAGAUUAAAAUAUAUUUGAACACCCGUUGCAUUUUGAGCUAGUUUUCCACUGGAUCAGCGGAUCUUCUUGUCUGCAAUCAGUAGGAACAGCAUUGCUGUCGUCACACA
This is a messenger RNA of Sycon ciliatum, 4121 nucleotides long. RefSeq lists its product as uncharacterized. Gene Ontology annotation, biological process: protein phosphorylation. Bases 430 to 3459 code for a protein of 1009 amino acids. The record is from RefSeq and is a predicted model, not a curated record. Gene Ontology annotation, molecular function: protein kinase activity; ATP binding. The transcript is spliced from 5 exons. Lineage: Eukaryota; Metazoa; Porifera; Calcarea; Leucosolenida; Sycettidae.